GUGCAUUUUGGUAUAGCAAUGGAGAUAGAAAUAACAACGUAGUUAUUCCGUGUAAAGUAAAUACUUUUUAAAAGCGCAUAAGACGUAGGUCAAACACCGACGUAAGCACAUUUUAAAUACCAGACACGAUGUCAAACGUACAUGCGAGCCAGCCUCUGUCCGUAAUACUCAAGUCGAAUGAUGCCAAGGAGCCAGAGAACAUGCGUCGAGAAGAUUGGCGAAAAGCCAAGGAACUAGAGGAGGCGCGUAAAGCUGGAACAGCUCCGGCUGAGGUCGAUGAAGAGGGAAAGGAUAUCAAUCCACAUAUUCCACAGUAUAUCACACAAGUUCCAUGGUACUUUGGCACAGCGCAACCGACUCUAAAGCAUCAGAGACCUCAGCCCGAGAAGCAGAGGGAGUUUAGUCGCAUAAGUGAAUGGUACAAAAAGGGAGUGCAGGGCUCGACAGCGACAAAGUUCAGGAAAGGCGCUUGCGAAAACUGUGGCUCAAUGACGCACAAGAGGAAGGACUGUCUGGAGAGGCCACGAAAGGUCGGCGCAAGGUUCACGGGUGAUGAUAUUGCACCGGACGAACACAUACAGCCGAACCUAGGCUUUGAUUAUGACGGCAAGCGAGACAGGUGGAAUGGCUACAAUCCCGAGGAAUUCAAGCGCGUUGUCGACGAAUUUAAUAAGAUUGAAGAGGCGAAGCGACAGCUGAAGUCGCAGAAGCUGGAAGAGGACCUGAUGCGAGGCGAGACGGUGGACGCGAGUAAGGCAAAGGAAUUACUGGAGGAAGACGAUGAUGAGGAGAGGUAUGCAGAUGAUGUGGACAUGCCUGGCACAAAGCUGGACAGCAAGGAGCGUAUCACCGUGCGAAAUCUGCGCAUACGAGAGGACGUGGCCAAGUAUCUUCGAAAUCUCGAUCCAAAUUCGUCCUACUAUGAUCCGAAGACACGAUCUAUGAGAGAGAAUCCAUACCAGCAGCUUGGUGGGGAGGAAGGAACACAGCUGCAGUAUGUAGGUGAUAAUUUUGUAAGAUACACUGGUGACACUUCGAAGAUGGCUCGCACGCAGAUGUUUGCGUGGGAGGCGUAUGAUAAAGGUGUAGACGUUCACCUCCUCGCUGAGCCGACGAAGCUGGAGCUGCUGCAGAAGGAGUAUGUCGUGAAGAAAGACGAGCUGGAGGAGGGGAAGAAGGGAAGCAUCCUGGAGAAGUACGGCGGCGAGGAACACCUCGACGCGACGCCCAAGCAGCUGCUGCUGGCGCAGACGGAAAACUACACCGAGUACUCACGCAGUGGCAAGGUCAUCCGAGGUCAGGAGCGCGGCGUCGCCAAGUCCAAGUAUGAGGAGGACAUAUUCAGUAACAACCACUCGUCAGUGUGGGGAUCAUGGUGGCAUGAUGGCAUGUGGGGCUACCGCUGCUGCCGCGGCAUGCUCAAGAUGUGCUACUGCACGGGGGAACGCGGCAUCGAAGCCACAGCGCAGGCUGGCCACACGGGGACUCUUGCCGUGAGGGACACGGGGGAGGAUGACGAGGAGGGGGAGGCAGACGGGAGGAAUAAGGUGGAGGAGGAAGAGGAGACGUCAGCGGGUCCAGCAAAGUCACUGCUUGAGAUGCAUAAAGAGAAGGUCGAGAAAAAGAAGACAAAGAAGAAAAAAGAACCGAGCAAAAAGGACGACAGUUCGGAUAGCGACAGUGACAGUAGUGAUAGCAGCAGCAGCAGCAGCAGUGACGACAGUAGUAGUAGCAGCGAUAGCAGCAACAGCAGUGACAGCAGCAGCAGUGACAGCGACAGCAGCAGCAGCAGCAGCAGCAGCGAUGACGAAGAUGGUGACAAGGAGGGAGAAAUUGAUCAAAAGAAACUAAAAAAGGCUCUGAAGCAAGAGGAGUUGAACAACCAGAAGGCGUUGCGUAUGCUCGCGCAGGACGAGAGAAAGCGGCCGUACAACUCGAUGAAGGGCGUGAAGGCACCGACAGAGGAGGAGAUAGAGGCCUUCCGCAUGAAGCGCCCGCGCAGCGACGACCCGAUGUCACGCUUCCUCUCCUAGCUGCCGUUUACUUGUUUUGCUGUCGCUCACUUGUUUGUUGCGAUGGCGCCCUGAGUUGCAAUGUACCGGUGGUGUGCAUACUUUCCUAGCUGCCGUUCACUUGUUUUGCUGCCACUCACUUGUUUUGCUGCCGCUCACUUGUUUGUUGCGACGACGCACUGAGUUGCAAUGUACCGGUGGUGUGCUUACUUUCCUAGCGGCCGUUCACUUAUUUUGCUGCCGCUCACUUGUUUUGCUGCCGCUCACUUGUUUGUUGCGACGACGCACUGAGUUGCAAUGUACCGGUGGUGUGCUUACUUUCCUAGCUGCCGUUCACUUCUUUGUCAGUCGUGCGUUUUCGCUUAGAUUCAUCGCAGAAUGCAUGGAUUGCAUCAGGGGUUAAUAAUGACAUUGUCAUUAUUGUCAUUAAUGACAUAAUCAGUAUCAUGCCGUUAAUGACAUUUGUUAUUAUUAACCCCUGAUUGUAUAUAUAUAUAUAUAUGUGUGUGUGCGUGCGUGCGUGCGUGCGUGCGUGCGUGCGUGCGUGCGUGCGUGUGUGUCCAUGAGAAUAUGGUGGGAGAAAAUGCAAAGGCCUGCAUAACACUAGUUCUCCUGUUUUCUUUUAGGUUCGUUUUCGUUUAUUGAAAAUGUGUUCACUGUUGGAGACAGUUUGUAGUGAGAAAAAUAAGGGUUAGAAAAAUUAACUAUUAAAACAGGUGGAAACCUUAUUAACAGCAAAAGCAUUAUUCUUGCGCAUUUAAUUUAAUUGUUUUUAUAUAUACUGGCAUUUUUUGGAGCAUUGGCUUAUUUGCUUAUUUGGCGCUAAUUGGAUGUGUCGUAAUAAUAUAUACGCCUAAUGCCGUAUAAUUGGACAGUAUUUCAAACUGCAUGAAUUUUGUCUCUACAUUUCUGAUACAGUUGGCUAGCAAUUAGGCAAGGGAGUUGGGUAAAGUUUGGCUUUGGGCGAGUUUGGGUUUGUCUUAUUGAAGUAUAUGUAUAUUUAGUUAGACCUUUGAGUGUAAGAGCGUUGUAACAGAGGCUAUAUAGUGACUGUUGUGGUAUGUGUAACGUACGUGCGUGUGUACAUGGUAAAUUACCACACUACCCGACAGUAAAUUGAGAGAAAGUCCAUGUAUGCCCAUUAUGUUAAUUCCGUCUACCUUUAUCCGCCAUCACUUAAACACGCGCUUUUUAUAUUUCACUGGCACGGUUAAUUUUGGUGAAAAAGUUCUCAUUCGUGUAGUAAAUUCGAUCCUCGAUUUCGCGAAGUGUAUAUAGUGUAGUGCCACUCUUUAGCUAUGUGUUAUCUACUGUAUUCUGCCAUUCAAUUAUACCAGCAUUUUUCUAGUACAUCUUACUAGUGCUAUGAUAUAAUUAUGAUAACAAAUUGAUGUAUUGUAUGGAAUAAGACCAUGCGUGUGUGUACCUGUGCGUGCGUGCGGGCGUGCGUCUGUAUGUGUGUGUGUGCCUGUGCGCGCGUGUACGUGUGUAUAAAUAUUUGAAUCGUUCGAAUGUAUAAUAGUGGCAAAUUUAUUACGUUAAUAACUAUUAAGUCGGCAUGCUUUUUGUGGUCGAAUGUAUCAAACUCCAUUUAUUUUAGACAGCUAGCAGUUAUAACGAGAGCGCAUCGAAAAAAAUAAAUGAGAUUUGACACAGUUUG
Messenger RNA from Priapulus caudatus, 3672 nucleotides. RefSeq names its product pre-mRNA-splicing factor SLU7-like. The record is from RefSeq and is a predicted model, not a curated record. The transcript is spliced from 12 exons. Gene Ontology annotation, molecular function: pre-mRNA 3'-splice site binding. Gene Ontology annotation, biological process: mRNA splicing, via spliceosome. Lineage: Eukaryota; Metazoa; Priapulida; Priapulimorpha; Priapulimorphida; Priapulidae. Gene Ontology annotation, cellular component: spliceosomal complex. The coding region runs from base 129 to 2033 and encodes 634 amino acids.